AUGGUCAAGAUCACCAGCUUUAUCACGCGGGACGUGAGGUUUCCGACCUCCCUCGACAAGACUGGCUCAGAUGCCAUGAACGCAGCCGGUGACUACUCCUCCGCAUACUGCAUUCUCUACACCGACUCGGAAUACGAGGGACAUGGCAUGACAUUCACCAUUGGUCGCGGAAACGACAUCGUCUGCGCCGCCAUCAGCAUCGUCGCUCCUCUCGUCGUCGGAAAAGACCUCGACGAGUUGACGGCCGACUGGGGCAAGACGUGGCGCUACCUCGUCUCCGAUAGCCAGCUGCGCUGGAUCGGACCGGAGAAGGGUGUCAUCCAUCUCGCGCUGGGAGCUGUUGUCAACGCGCUCUGGGACCUGUGGGCCAAGAUCCUCCGCAAGCCCGUCUGGCGGAUCAUCGCCGACAUGACGCCCGAAGAGGUGGUCCGGUGCAUCGAUUUCCGAUACAUCACGGAUGCUCUGACCCCAGAGGAGGCCAUCGCGCUGCUGAAGGAGGUCGAGCCCGGCAAGCAGGACAGAAUCAAAGAGGCGGAGCAGAACAAGGCGGUUCCGGCAUACACCACGAGCGCAGGGUGGCUCGGUUAUUCCGAGGAGAAAUUACGGGCGCUCCUCGACCAGAGUGUCAAGAAUGGGUUUAAACAUUUCAAACUGAAGGUCGGAGGGAAUCUGGAGGACGACAAGAGACGGCUGGCCAUUGCCCGGGAGGUGAUCGGUUACGACAAGGGCAAUGUCUUGAUGGUGGAUGCAAAUCAGGUCUGGUCUGUCCCUGAAGCCAUUGCCUGGAUGAAAGAACUCGCUCAAUUCAAGCCCUGGUUCAUCGAGGAGCCCACGUCUCCGGACGACGUGCUGGGCCACGCGGCGAUCCGCAAGGCUCUUGAGAACACGCCUCACGGCACCAUCGGCGUGGCCACGGUUCCUGCAGGCGGUGCCUUGACGGUGCUGCAGCCGGAUGCAUGCCGGGUGGGAGGCGUGAACGAAUGCCUGGCGAUCUUACUGCUGGCGCGCAAGUUCGGGGUUCCGAUCGUUCCCCAUUCGGGUGGUGUCGGGCUGCCGGAAUACACGCAGCAUCUGAGCACGAUCGACUAUGUCGUGAUCAGCGGGAAGAAGAGUCUGCUGGAGUAUGUGGACCACCUGCACGAGCACUUUGAACACCCAGCCAGCGUGAAGGAUGGAUAUAUCGUCACGCCCACGGAGCCGGGAUACAGCGUGCAGAUGAAGCCGGAGAGUAUGGACCGGUAUUCGUUCCCGGGCGAGGAGGGCAAGAGCUGGUGGAGGACGCAGGAGGCGAGGGCGAUCUUGGACGGACCGCGAAUUUAG
Rasamsonia emersonii CBS 393.64 is the source of this 1320-nucleotide messenger RNA. Its product is annotated as Mandelate racemase. Gene Ontology annotation, molecular function: magnesium ion binding; hydro-lyase activity. The record is from RefSeq and is a predicted model, not a curated record. Bases 1 to 1320 code for a protein of 439 amino acids. NCBI's taxonomy places the organism in Eukaryota, Fungi, Ascomycota, Eurotiomycetes, Eurotiales, Trichocomaceae. Gene Ontology annotation, biological process: carbohydrate catabolic process; amino acid catabolic process. The transcript is spliced from 5 exons.